AUGCUCAGGAUGACACAGAUGGGUAUAGUAUUGAGUCUUCUCAUCUUGUUUCUUCACACCACUUUUGGGGAAAGUGGUUGCACCUCAGCAGAUGGUGAUGGGACUUCUGGAGAUGACGAACCAGACAAUUUUAACAUCAACUGCUUCAGCCAGCUGGAAUUUAAGUAUUCCUACAGUAGCCUGACAUGCAAUUUUACCGAGCUGCCUCCUCACAACACUAACUAUACCCUGGCCCUGUGUACCAAGGAAGACAGCAGUUACGUGUGCUUCAAUAUGGAGAAACAGGAAGAUGCAUAUUUCUUACAAUUCACUGAUAUACUGUCAAAUAAAUAUAUUUGCAUGGACUCUGAGAUGAAGAGACUGGUCUGCAAAAGUUUGGUUGUAACUGAUAUUGUUAAGCCUGAAGUACCAUUUGGUAUAAACAUCACAUACCAGAAGGAGGCAAAUGAAUAUCUUAUUCAUUACAGUACACCACACUUCUGGAAAAAAUACUUAAAGGACAAAUUAAUACACCAAACGGCCUAUCGGCAGGAAGCAGGUACUUGGAAGACAAUAGAGUCACCAUACCUUCAAGUAAAAUUACUUGGAAAAAACCUUGAAAAUGAUGCAUCAUAUGAGGUGAAAGUACGUUCACAGCCUGAUGGACAGUAUUUUAAGGGCAUGUGGAGUGAAUGGAGCACUUCCAAGAGCUUCAGGACUGCAAGGGAGCAGCAUUCCACAGAGAGCUAUAGCAGUGUGGUUGUGGUCAUACUCUCCAUUCUAGGAUUUAUGGUCUUCAUUGUCAUGAUUGUCCUGAUCGUAACUUUUUGGGAAAGCAGGAUCAAGCCUGCUGUGUGGCCAAACCUUCCUGAUCAUAAAAAAACUCUGGAGCAACUAUGCAAGAAGCCAAAAAAUAAUUUUGAUAUAAGCUUUAACCCAGAGAGUUUUGGUUAUGUUCACAUCCAUAAAGUAGAAGGCAUUCAAGUAAAAGCUGAACUGGAAAAUUUUCUGCAGCCAUCAACUGCUCCAGAGACAAACCUUACAGAAAAAUUUAGGAGCGGCUCAAACCUGAAGAUGAUUCCUGCAAUGACAGACAAAAUCAACCCAAGCCUGUCUGUGACUUAUGGAGAAAUCUGGCCAUCUGAAGCCCUGCACAGACUCCUGGGCACCAGCCAGUUUGCAGUCACUGAAGGAAAUAGUGUCUCCUGUAUGUAUGAGGUGUGUCACAGCAAUGAAGUGUCCCUGUGUGAUGAUGGUUUCAACCUUCCCUCUGCUCCUCCCCUGGAUCCCUCUGGCCAGUCUGGACCAGACCCCCUAAAUAGUGACUCAGUAUCCCAGUUGCUGCCUACCAGUGAAAUGAGGUCACCAAACAAUGAGGAAGCCUAUGUCAUGAUGUCUAGCUUCUACAAAAUUCAGUAA
Apus apus (common swift) is the source of this 1398-nucleotide messenger RNA. It is a transcript of the gene IL7R, whose product is annotated as interleukin 7 receptor. Lineage: Eukaryota; Metazoa; Chordata; Aves; Apodiformes; Apodidae. Gene Ontology annotation, cellular component: membrane; external side of plasma membrane. The transcript is spliced from 8 exons. Bases 1 to 1398 code for a protein of 465 amino acids. The record is from RefSeq and is a predicted model, not a curated record. Gene Ontology annotation, biological process: positive regulation of receptor signaling pathway via JAK-STAT; hemopoiesis; cytokine-mediated signaling pathway. Gene Ontology annotation, molecular function: protein binding; cytokine receptor activity.